This is a messenger RNA of Corapipo altera (White-ruffed manakin), 1453 nucleotides long. Its product is annotated as zinc finger protein 239-like. Gene Ontology annotation, cellular component: nucleus. The coding region runs from base 1 to 1059 and encodes 352 amino acids. Gene Ontology annotation, molecular function: DNA-binding transcription factor activity, RNA polymerase II-specific; RNA polymerase II cis-regulatory region sequence-specific DNA binding. The record is from RefSeq and is a predicted model, not a curated record. Lineage: Eukaryota; Metazoa; Chordata; Aves; Passeriformes; Pipridae. The transcript is spliced from 2 exons. Gene Ontology annotation, biological process: central nervous system development; regulation of transcription by RNA polymerase II.
AUGGAGGAGGAGGCUGCGAGGAAGAGGAAGAUGCCUUGGGCCCCCCAGGCAGGCCCCGAGCUGAGGACAGAGAGCCCGGAGGACAAAUCCCCCCGUGAGACCCUGGUGGGAGAGGCCGUUUUGAAGGGCUCCCCGGCGCAGGAAGGCAGCGGGGAGGAAAAGGGCCGGAGAUCCCCCCGCAGGAGGGGCUCCAAAGCCAGCCCAGGGUGCUCUGAGGAGGAAAGACCCAGCCUGUGCUGGGAAGGGGGCCGGAGCUUUAGGGGGAGCUCUGAGCUGGUGGUCCCUGAGCAGCCUCCCAGCAGGGAGAAGGCCUUCAAGUGCUUGGAAUGUGGGAAGAGCUUCAGCACAAGCACCAACCUUCUGAAGCACCAGCACAUCCACACUGGGGAACGGCCCUACACCUGUGGGGAAUGUGGGAAGAGCUUCAGGGACAGCUCCACCCAGAUCCGUCACCAGCGCAUCCACACUGGGGAAUGGCCCUACAGGUGUGGGGAAUGUGGGAAGAGCUUCAGGGACAACUCCACUCUGAGCCAACACCAGCUCAUCCACACGGGGGAACAGCCCUACUCAUGUGGGGAAUGUGGGAAGAGCUUCAGGAAGAGCUCCCACCUGAUCCGACACCAGCACAUCCACACUGGGGAACAGCCCUACAUGUGUCAGAAAUGUGGGAAGAGUUUCAACUGCAGCUCCAACCUCCUCACCCACCAGCACAUCCACACUGGGGGACGGCCCUAUGAGUGUGUGGAAUGUGGGAAGAGCUUUAACUGCAGAUCCAACCUGAUCCGACACAAGCACAUCCACACUGGGGAACGGCCCUACAAGUGCUUGGAAUGUGGGAAGAGGUUUCAGAGCAGCUCAGAUCUCCUGAAGCACCAGCGGACGCACACGGAUGAGAGGCCCUUCCGCUGCACCGACUGCGGGAAGGGCUUCAACCAGAAUGGCAACCUCAUCACCCACCAGCGCAUCCACACCGGGGAGAGGCCCUACAAGUGUGGGGAGUGUGGGAAGAGCUUCACCCAGAGGGCUGGCUUGACCCAACACCAGCAGACCCACCAGUAAGAGAACCUUGUGAGUGCCCCGACUGCAGGAAGACCUUCGGCUGCUGCUUCCACCCCGAAUGAACCCCCUGAUUUGGAGGCAACCCCUGGAGUCCAGUGGCUGUCAGUCCAUCCCUUUCGACCACAAAGAGCCAGUCCCCUUUCACAGGGGCAGGUUCUUCCAACAGAACCCUUCCUGGGGGGUGUGUGGAGAUUCCUGCCUUGGCUGGGGACCCCCCAAGGUCACUGCUGGAGGUUGAGAGCAGAGAUCUCCCCAUGAGCACUGGUCUGGGGGAGUUCCAUCCCUCUCUAAUUAAGAAUUAUUGCUUUUGUGCCAGCUUUAGUAGAAUUGCUUCAACAAUUGCUUUAGUGUAGAGCACUGUCCUAUCUUAUCCUGUACUCCUGGUAGUUUUAGU